Aspergillus affinis is the source of this 948-nucleotide messenger RNA. RefSeq names its product AN1-type zinc finger protein. Gene Ontology annotation, cellular component: cytoplasm. NCBI's taxonomy places the organism in Eukaryota, Fungi, Ascomycota, Eurotiomycetes, Eurotiales, Aspergillaceae. Bases 1 to 948 code for a protein of 315 amino acids. The record is from RefSeq and is a predicted model, not a curated record. Gene Ontology annotation, molecular function: zinc ion binding. The transcript has a single exon.
AUGUCCCCAAUCUCCGUCAGCAAAGGUCAAUCCCAAACCUCGAGCGCCGAUCCCGCCGAGUCCUCCUUCACGCAGAUGGCCGACAAAGACCUCGAAUCAAUCGGCCGACACUGCCAGUUCGAAUACUGCCACCAGCUCGACUUCCUUCCCUUCCGCUGCGAGUCCUGCCGCGGCACCUACUGUCUCGACCACCGCACCGAGACCGCCCACCGCUGCGCGCGCGCCGGCGAAUGGGCCCGCCGACGCAAUGGCUCCUCGAACAGCAACACCUCCUCCGCCGCCACGCAGAAACCCACCAUCUACAACUCGGACCAGUGUGCCCACCUGCAAUGCAAAACGCUGAUCAACACGCUCACGGACCCGGGCGUGCGCUGCCCAAACUGCACGCGACAGUACUGCCUGAAGCACCGACUCCGGGAGGAACACGACUGCGCCAAGAUGGCGCCGCGCGGGGCCGGACUCGGCGGCGCGGGGACGGCGGGCGUCAACGCCAACGAGACGCUGAAGUCGAUGUUCGCGCGCGUGCGCACCUGGGGCAAGGACAAGAGCGCCGGGCUGGUACCGACGCCGAAACCGACCAGCGCCGCGGGCCGCAUGGCGCAGCUGAACGCCAUGAAGCGCGCUGCGAAGGGGGACGCGUCGGUGCCGGCGGACCGGCGGGUGUAUCUGCAUGUGGCGGGCACGGCCGACACAGAGCGUGCUGAGUCACCGGCCGGGGAUUUCUUCUUCGACGCCCGGUGGAAGGUGGGUCGGGUGCUGGACGACGCCGCGCGGCGGCUACAUGUUGAGAAUGUGAACAAUUGCGCGGGUGAGGAGGCCCGGCUGCGGAUCUUCCAUGUCGAGUCCGGCGAGUUUCUCGAGUUCUCCGAGUCCAUCGGGCAGGGGAAGGUCAAGUCCGGGCAUACCAUUGUCCUGUUGCGGGGGCCCGGGGUGGCUCUGGGGAAGUAA